AUGGCGUCGGUAUCGACUGAGUAUAUCAGUGUCGGAGGCAACCGGCACCCCGGCGCCGCAGAUUGGGAUGUUCAAUCAGGUGUACUUGCCUUUGGCGCGGACAAUAAUGUCGCAUUGUGGGAGCCUUUGGAUGAUUCGAACAAAGGAGUCUACGCCCUUCUUGUUGGCCACUCCGACAAAGUCAGCGUCGUCAGAUUCUACACCUGCCCCUCCACCGGUGCCAGAUUUCUCUUGACUGGGUCCGUUGAUCGGACAAUCAAAGUGUGGGAACAAGAUGAAAAUGACUACCGAAGCUACAAACUUGGAUUCUCUCUUGAAGGACAUGAAGGCAGCGUAAACGCGAUUUCUGUGGCCGAAGGAACGGAUAUUAUUGCGACGGGAGCAGCAGACGGCACCGUUCGAAUUUGGAGACUCGAUGCUCAGGCCGACCCCAAGGGCACAUUACUCGAGACAAUCACGAUGAAGCCACGCUUCUUUCCUCUCACAUUGGCUUUGAGAGUCCUCGACGGAGCCAAUGGCAAGGGAUUAGUCCUAGCCGUUGCAGGCACCACCACCAAAGUCCACAUCUAUUCCGCCGAGUCUACGAUUGACAAGCCAAAUUUCCAGCACCGAGCCGUAUUGUCUGGGCACGAGGCUUGGAUUCGAUCAUUAUCGUUUACAAGAGAAGGAAAAGGUGAAACGAGCGAUCUCUUGCUUGCAUCGGCCAGUCAAGAUAAGUAUAUUCGUUUGUGGCGCUUAUGUCAGGGUGAAGUCCGGCUUCCUGCUGAGAUUGACGAGGAUGAUCCUCUACUUGGGGGUAUGGAGCCAACACUUUCCAACAAAGCGCACGAAUUUGAGGCAGCUGGCUCAAAAUACUCGAUCACUUUUGAAGCUUUGCUGUUUGGAAAUGAAGAUUGGAUCUAUACCACGGCAUGGAAUCCCGAUCCUAGUCGCUCCCAGCUUCUGACUGCUUCGGCCGAUAAUACGAUCACGAUUUGGGAACAAGACCCGGUAUCUGGGGUCUGGAUGUCAGGAGAAAGAAUGGGCGAAAUAAGCACCAUGAAGGGCUCCACAACCGCGACUGGUAGCGCAGGUGGAUUUUGGAUUGGGCUCUGGUCACCAGAUGGAACGACGGUGGUCAGCCUUGGCCGUACUGGAAGCUGGAGGGUCUGGCAGCACGAUCCCGAAGCCGAUCUCUGGGUGCAGAAGUUUGGUGUUUCGGGCCAUGUCCGGUCUGCGAACGGUGUGCAAUGGGAGCCUAGUGGAGGGUACUUACUUUCCACAAGCGCGGAUCAGACGACGCGCCUUCAUGCUCAAUGGAUGCGUGACCAAAAAUGCUCGUGGCAUGAGUUCUCUCGACCUCAGAUCCACGGUUACGAUUUGAAUUGCAUUGACACACUUGGACCUGGACAAUUUGUAUCAGGGGCCGAUGAAAAGCUUCUGCGGGUCUUCAACGAGCCGAAGCAGAUCGCUGAGUUACUUGAAAGGCUUACUGGCUUUCACCAAAAGAUUGACGAGUCCGCUAUGCCAGAUCUGGCUGAAAUCCCGGUUCUUGGUCUGUCAAAUAAGGCUCAAGGGGAGGAGGCCCCCGUUGAAGAUGAGGCCGGGGCCAAUGGCGCAUCUUCGGCUGCUCCAAAUGUGUCCCUUAAUUACGAUUCCCCGCCGCUAGAAGAUCAGCUGGCUCGAUACACUUUGUGGCCGGAGCAUGAAAAGCUGUACGGACACGGUUAUGAGAUCUCUGCCGUGGCCGUCAGUCAUGACAGGACUCUUAUUGCCACAGCUUGCAAGGCGAGCUCCGUCGAUCACGCUGUGAUCCGCUUGUACGAUACUUCUGACUGGCAUGAGAUCAAGCCAUCACUCACUGCACAUUCGCUCACCAUAACCGACUUAUCAUUCUCAGACGACGACAGGUUCCUCCUUAGUGUUGGCCGAGACCGUCAAUGGGCUGUCUUUGAGAGGAGCGAACAGCAACCGACAGUCUUCACCAAUCUUGUCACGAAUCCAAAAGGUCACUCUCGAAUGAUUCUGGGCGCUGCCUGGGCCCCGACCGCGAGCAAUCGCGCAUUCGCUACUGCUGGACGUGACAAGUCUGUGAAGAUCUGGCAGAAGAACGACGCUACAUUCGAGUGCAAGUCAACUAUCUCGCUGACCUCGGCUGUAUCUGCGAUUGCCUUCUUGUCAGUCCCGUAUCAGAAGUACUUUAUCCUCGCCGCGGGAGAAGACAGUGGAGCCGUCUCAGUUCACAAGGUCUCCAUUGAAAGCUUUGAGGCGAGCCACAUCACAACGGUGGAACCCUCAAUCGCUCCCUCGAAGACUAUCACCCAAUUGACGUGGAGGCCUGUGACGGCUGCUGAUGUGGAUGAAAGGCCAUUCUUCGAGCUCGCAGUUGCCAGCGAAGAUGCGUCGACGCGUAUUUAUAAAGUUUCCAGUAUUUUGUCAUGA
Messenger RNA from Penicillium diatomitis, 2421 nucleotides. RefSeq names its product Elongator subunit ELP2. Gene Ontology annotation, cellular component: elongator holoenzyme complex. The coding region runs from base 1 to 2421 and encodes 806 amino acids. The transcript has 2 exons. Gene Ontology annotation, molecular function: protein binding. NCBI's taxonomy places the organism in Eukaryota, Fungi, Ascomycota, Eurotiomycetes, Eurotiales, Aspergillaceae. The record is from RefSeq and is a predicted model, not a curated record. Gene Ontology annotation, biological process: tRNA wobble uridine modification.